AUGCAGCGAGCGGUGCUCUGCGCGGCGAUGGCCUUCCUCGCGCUCUCGGACGCGUCUUCCAUGGGCCACAAGAAGGGCUGCAAGCACGACCACAAAGUCUGCGCCGACGGCUCGCGCGUCUACCGCAACGUCUACUACGACUGCGACUUUAACUUGUGCCCGGAAGAGAUGAGUGACGAACCAGCACCGACGACGAUGCCGCCGGCCGCCGGCGCCGCCAACGCCACCGCUGCCAACGCGACUGCGCCCACGAUUGCGGCAACGACGAAGCCACCAACGCCUGCGCCCACAACGCGCCGGCGGCACCAACACAACGACGAGGACGACGACGAAGAUGAGGACGACGACGACGAUGGCGAAAACGAAGACGAGAAGGAUGCGCGGCAAGCCCUGGUGACAGUCAAGCCAACAGCGGCAGCAACGGUCAAGCCGACCCUGCCCGCGGCGCUGCCCACGGCGACGCACGGCCGCCGGACCAAGGUCGAGUGGAUCUCGAUCAACAAGAUGGCCUUGCCCAAGCCCGUGGGCGCGUCCGUCGCCCGCGCGUUCGCCGCCUACAAUCUCCCGGCGGUGUGCUCGACCUUCGACUUGAACUACACCUCGAUCGAGAUGCAAGGCAACGACUCGCGCUAUCACAUCGUGCUCGGCGCGCGCUGCAUUCUCCACAACGUGCUGCAGAUCGAAGGCACGUUCCGGCUCUGCCUCUUCCAGAGCCCCACGAACGCGGCCGACCCUUUCCACGUGAGCAGCUGCAGCUUUCUCGGGGCCGACAACGUGCCUGUGAACUACCUCGCGGUCGCCGAGGCUAACGAAGGCGUGUGCCAGACGCCGUCGCAGAAGCGAGCCUUUGACGACCAGCCGCUGCAGUACUCGGUGACGGCCAAGGUCGCGAGUGUCGCCAGCUUUGACGUGACCGUGCAGCACCUUGUCCAAGACAACGCGGGUCUCGCGGCGGCCGCCGGCAUCGCAGCUGUCGUGUUUGUGGUCGCCGUCAUCGCCGUCGUGCGACGUCGGCGCCGGGGACCAGGGUCCCAGCGUCUCGGGUCGGACGCCCCGGACGCCCCGUCGGCCGUCGACGACGUUCCUGCGACGACGACGAGCCAGGUCGAAGGCACGUUUGACGUGACGACACAGAGCAAGGCGUGA
This is a messenger RNA of Saprolegnia parasitica CBS 223.65, 1146 nucleotides long. RefSeq lists its product as hypothetical. Bases 1 to 1146 code for a protein of 381 amino acids. Lineage: Eukaryota; Oomycota; Saprolegniomycetes; Saprolegniales; Saprolegniaceae. The transcript is spliced from 2 exons. The record is from RefSeq and is a predicted model, not a curated record.